AGAAAGGCACGCGGUGGAGGGCUAACUUUAACACACGCGAGUUGUCAGGGUCUGGGAAGAAACCAAACCAUCUUUCAUACAAUCCUAGACAUUUGCUUCAGUUUCAACAUGAAUGUCCAACCUUGUGCUAGGUGUGGCUAUGUGGUUUACCCAGCGGAGAAAAUCAACUGUAUAGAUCAGAAUUGGCACAAAGCGUGUUUUCACUGUGAGAUUUGUAAGAUGAUACUUACCCCAACUAAUUUUGUCAGCCAUCAGAAAAAGCCAUACUGCCAAGUGCACAACCCAAAGAACAAUGACUUUACCAGCGUGUAUGAGACUCCCAUUAACAUAAAUGCAAAAAAACAAUCUGAAGCCAUCAGCGAGAUUAAAUACCGUGAAGAAGGAGAAAGGUAUAAAUCUGUUUUUCACUGGGAUAUGAAAUCCAGAGAGGUGGAACAUGCCCGUAAAGUCAGUCAUCUUGCAAGUCAGAAAACCUACCAGACUGACUAUGAAGAAAAUAAAUCCUGGUACAAAGACACAGUAACCAAUCCAGAAAUGAUAAGUGUGACCCAGGCACAGAAAAGCAUUAGUGAUGUAGAGUAUAAGCACGGGCAUGAGGAUCGUGUUUCCAAAUUCACAUCAGUUGCAGACACUCUAGACAUAUUGCAUGCCCAGGCAGCAGGGCAGCUUGCCAGUGAUAUUGAAUACACUGAAGAAUACGAGCAGUUUAAAGGAAAAGGAAGCUUCCCUGCAAUGAUCACUCCAGCAUACCAGCACGCCAAGCAAGCCAACACUUUGGCUAGUGAUCUGGAGUACAAGCGUGGGCACGGGGAGCGUGUUUCUCAGUACACCUCGGUGACAGACACCCCAGAGGUGCUGCUUGCUAAAGCAGGAGGGCGACUCGCCAGCGAUUACGCCUACACGGAACAAUAUGAGCAGCACAGAGGAAAAGGCAGCUUCCCAGCACUGAUCACCCCAGCCUACCAGAAUGCCAAGAAAGCCAGUGAGCUGGCCAGCACUGUGAAAUAUCAUGAACAGUAUGAAAAAGAGCUGAAGGGGAAAGGGUGCAGUGAUGCUGGUGGAGCCGAGGCUUCCCUUGCCAGGGAGAACGCAGACAGGUUCAGCCAGCACCUGUACACUGAAGAAUAUGAACAGCACAGAGGGAAAGGCAGCUUCCCUGCAAUGAUCACUCCUGCUUAUCACAUGGCCAAGAAAGCCCAUGACCUUGCCAGUGAUGUAAAAUAUAAGAAAGAUCUUUCAAAGAUGAAAGGGGCAGCUCAUUUCCACACUCUGACUUCUCACGACAAUUUAGCACUCAAGAGAGCCCAGAAAAUCAACAAACUAGUGAGCGAGGUGGAGUACAAGAAGGAUCUGGAAAACACCAAAGGUCACAGCAUUAAUUACUGUGAAACUCCUCAGUUUAAGAAUGCAUCCAAGAUGGCUAAAUAUACUAGUGAUGUUAAGUACAAGCAGAGCUAUCAGAACCAGAUGAAGGGGCAUUAUGAAGGGGUUGGUAUGGACAGACGGAUACUCCAUGCAAUGAAAGUCAGAAAUUUGGCAAGUAGUAUCGCUUAUAAAUCGGACUAUGAAAAUGACAAGAAUGAACAAACUGACUACAACUAUCCUGCCACAAUGACUCCUUCGUAUAAGACUCAGAAAAAACUGGAACCCCUAAAGGAUCUGAAUUAUCGAGCCCAGUAUGAAAAAACCAAGACGAACUUCACUUUGCCUCAGGAUAUUCCUCACCUCAAGAAGGCGAAGACCAAUGCUGAGCUUUACAGUGGUAUUAAAUACAAGGAGGACUGGGAGAAGACUAAAUCGAAGGCUUGUGAGAUGACUCUGGAUAACAUGUCUUUAUUGGCAGCCAAAGCUUCCCGGGAUCUAGCUAGUGAUAUAAAAUACAGAGAAGCUUAUGAGAAAACGAAAGACAAAGCAGUGGGAACCAGUGUGAGCGACUCCAAGACCCUGCACUCACUCCAAGCUAACAAGAUGAGCAGCGAGAUUGCCUACAGGAAAGGUUCUAAAGAAACCCGAUCCAAGUUCCAUCUUCCUUUGGACAUGCUGCACCUGAGCCACGCCAAGAAGGCUCAGUCCCUGGCCAGUGAGACAGAGUACAGGAAGAGGCUGCAUGAGUACACAGUGCUGCCAGACGACAUGAAGGUCAAGUGGGCAAAGAAGGCCUACAGCCUGCAGAGUGAGAGCCAAUACAAAGCUGAUCUGAGUUGGAUGAAAGGGGUGGGAUGGGUCACAGAGGGCAGCCUUGAUGUUCAGCAGGCAAAGAAAGCAGGAGAUCUUGUCAGUGAGAAAAAGUACAGGCAGAAGGUUGAUGAACUGAAAUUCACCCAGGUGGCUGACACGCUCAACAUUAAACAUGCCAAGAAAAGCCAGAAACUGCAGAGUGAGCUUGUGUAUAAAGCAGGCACUGAGCAAACCCUUCACCAGUACACUAUGAACAAAGAUGAACCGCUAUUCAGACAGGCGAAAGCAAAUGCUGAAUACCUCAGUGAGAAAUCCUACAAGAGUAGUUGGGAAAAGCAAAAAGGCAAAGGGUUUGAGCUUCGUAUGGAUGCGCUCUCCAUCUUGGCAGCAAAAAGCAAGAGGGAUCUUGCAAGCAAUAUCAAGUACAGAGAAGAUUAUGAGAAGACGAAGGGCAUGAUGAUUGGAGUAAAGGACGUUACAGGCGAUUCUCAGCUGGCUCAUUCCACGCGAGCGUCCAGGUUGCACAGCGACCUGCAGUACAAGAAAGAGUAUGAGGACAACAAAACGAAGUACAGCACCUCCCUAGAUAUGCUGACCCUCGCUCAUGCCAAGAAGGCACAAGGCCUGGCGACAGACCAAGGGUACAAGACAUUCCUGCAUCAUUACACCUCUGUGCCGACUGACUCUAAGCUGGAAUGGGCAAAGAAGGCUUAUGGAAUACAGAGUGAUAACCAAUACAAGUCUGACCUAAACUGGAUGAAAGGAGUUGGGUGGGCGGCUGCAGGAUCAUUGGAUGUGGAACAAGCCAGGAAAGCAGGAGAUCUCGUUAGUGAGAGAAAAUACCGUCAGCAUGCCUAUGCACUGAAGCACACCAGCAUCAAAGACACACCUGAAAUGAUUCAAGCCAAGAUUAGUUAUAACCAGGCUGUGGAUAGAUUAUACAAAGAACACGGCGAGAAUGUGAAGCACCACUACACCAUGACAAACAACCUUCCAGAGCACCUGCAAGCCAAACUCAAUGCAACAAACUUAAGUGAGACCUGUUACAAGCAAUCUUGGACUAAGCUUCGGGACGCUGGGUACAAGUUGGGUUUGGAUGCAAUUCCAUUCCAGGCCGCUAAAGCGUCUGGAGAAAUGAUCAGUGAUUACAAGUACAAAGAAGUGUUUGAGAAAACAAAGGGCCAGAUGGUUGGACUGAGGGGAAUGGAAGAUGACAUCAAUAUUUCUCACUCAGUCCAUGCAGGAAAGCUUCAGAGUGAUUUAAAAUACAGGCAAGACUCAAAGAAGACCAGGUCCCAGCUCCACCUGCCUAUGGACAUGAUGGUGUUGGUGCAUGCUAAGAAGGCCCAGUCUCUGGCCAGCGACCAGGAUUACAAGUUCAUGCUUCAUCAGUACACCUCUCUGCCCGACGACCUGAAGAUGCAAUGGGCAAAGAAGGCCUACGAGCUGCAGAGCGAGAAACUGUACCGCUCUGACUUGAACUUCUUGAGAGGAGUGGCCUGGAUCAGCACAGGGGCCGUGCAGAUCGAAGGAUCGAAGAGAGCAACGGAUCUGCUCAGCGAGAAAAAGUAUCGUCAGCAGCCAUAUUCGUUCAAGCAUACAACUGUGACAGACUCUCCUGAUUUGCUCCAUGCUAAAUUAAGCAACAUUAUUUCCAAUGAGCGUCUCUACAAAGAAGCUGGAGAACACGUCAGACAUCAUUAUACCACGACCCUUGGUCAACCUGAGCUCAACCAAGCAAAGAUUAAUGCAGCCAAUUUCAGUGAGUCAAAAUACAGGCAGUCCUGGCAGAACUUACGUGCUCAGGGCUAUAAGUUAACAAUGGACGCCAUCCCAUUCCAGGCUGCGAAGGCAUCUGGAGACAUUGCAAGUGAUUACCAAUACAAACAUAACUUUGUGCUGGAGAAGGGCAAGCACAUUGGAGCCAGGAGCAUUCUGGAUGACCCCAAGCUGCUGCACUGCAUGCAGAUGGCCAAGUUACAGAGCGAGCAGCAGUACAAGAAGGGUUCCCGGGACACCAGCUCCCAGUUCCACCUGGCUAUGGACAUGGUCAACAUGGUCCAUGCCAAGAAGGCUCAGACGCUGGCCAGCAAUCAGGACUACAAGACCAAGGUCCACGCCUACACUGUACUGCCGGAUGACAUGAAGGUGCAGUGGGCAAAGAAGGCUUAUAAGCUGCAGAGUGAGAAACUGUACAAAUCAGACCUGAACUUCAUGAAAGGAGUGGGCUGGAUUACAGCGGGCACCCCACAGAUCGAAACUGCAAAAAGAGCUGGAGAACUUAUCAGUGAGAGGAACUAUCGGCAGCACCCAGGCAGCCUGCAGUUCACCUCAGUGGCUGACUCUCCAGACCUGCUCCAUGCUAAGAACAGCUACCUGCAAUGCAGUGAAAGGCUGUACAAGUCUGGAGAUUCCGAGUCCAUGCACAGAUGCACCUUGCCUAUUGACCAUCCCGACUUCAUCAGAGCCCGUAUGAACGCUCAGCACAUCAGUGAUAAAGCUUAUAAAACAUCUUGGGACCAGAUCAGAUCUGCCGGCUUCGACUUUCGACUGGAUGCCAUCCCCUUCCAAACAGCUAAAGCAUCAAGAGAAAUUGCUAGUGAUUUCCGAUACAAAGAGGCCUUUGUGAAGGAUAAGGGUCAGCAGAUUGGGUUCCGCUGCGUCGAUGAUGACCCCAAAAUGAAACACUUUCUAUCGGUCAGCAAACUCCAGAGCAACAACGAGUACAAGAAGCAUUCAGAGGAGAUCAGAUCCCAGUACAAGAUCCACAGUGAUCAGCCAGGCUUCCUCCAAGCCAAGAAGAGCCAGGAGCAAGCCAGCGACCUGAGCUACAGACAGCACCUGCACCAGUAUACCUGCGACCCAGAGCAGCUCAAUCUGAAGUACGCAAAGCAGGCCUACAAGCUGCAGAGUGAUGUUAACUAUAAAUCGGACCUGAGCUGGAUGCGGGGUAUUGGCUGGACCCCGCCAGGCUCCCAUAAGGUGGAGAUGGCCAGGCGGGCGGCAGAACUGGGCUACGCACAGGGGCUGGACCCGGAACAGGCUGCAGCGCAGCAUGAGCAGCACAUGCAGGCUUCUCAGCAGAAGGAAACCAGAGAGGAAUUUCAGCAUGCGGGGGUUAACCUAGAUGCUACGGAGAUCCUUCAUGUCAAAAGAAAGAAAGUGCAGACAACUAAGAAAACUAUGUAGAGUCCCUCAGGAAUGCAAAUACAGUACUGUAUGCUCCUGUGCUGCAUUUAUAUCACACAAGUGCUGUGUCUGUGCUCGGAUUCUCAAGAAUGCCAGUUUAAACAUGUCUAUGGGACUUGGAAGGUAAAACGCUUACUAAUGUACUUUAAAGGUUUCAACACUACUAUUCAUAUUUAUAAUUUGUUGUGAUGAAUGUUGCUUACUUGUUAAUAUCUGAUAUUUAUUUAGAAAUGACGUAUGACAUGAUGUACUACUAUUUAACUGACAGGCUCAGCUGUGUACCACAGAGACAAAACAUUGCUUUGUGUCAUGUGCUUAAAUGUUUGGCAAAGAGGCAAUACAACACUUGUUUACCUACGAUAUGCUUUGGAAGGUUAAAUAAAGAUAUUUGGUAUAGCACA
Polyodon spathula (Mississippi paddlefish) is the source of this 5768-nucleotide messenger RNA. Its product is annotated as nebulin-related anchoring protein. Gene Ontology annotation, cellular component: Z disc. Lineage: Eukaryota; Metazoa; Chordata; Actinopteri; Acipenseriformes; Polyodontidae. Gene Ontology annotation, molecular function: actin filament binding. The transcript has 42 exons. Gene Ontology annotation, biological process: cardiac muscle thin filament assembly. Bases 109 to 5367 code for a protein of 1752 amino acids. The record is from RefSeq and is a predicted model, not a curated record.